UCUGAUACCGUCUCUAAAACCCUCCUCUUUGGCCGGGGUCCUGACUCGCUCUGCUUCUCUACCAUCUCGUCUCCCUCUUAAACCUCUCUCUGGAGUCUCGGUUUUUCGCUUUCGGAGAACCACCACUCUCUUUUCUUUGGCAAAGCAAGCAAAAAUAAUGGCUUACCAAGGAGGCAGCCUCAAGUCGACCUCCAUUAAUGGGGUGAAGACGUACACUGUGGCAUCCCAGAACCGCUCUCUCGCCUCUUGGCUUGACCCUAAGAAGCAGCGAGCUCUUCGCAAGGACAAAAAUUACAUGCAAAGGGUGGACUUGAUACAAGAUUUAAGGUUUGAAACUGCAACCACUAAGAUCAAGGCAACUCCUGAUGGGCAGUAUCUUAUUGCAUCAGGUAUAUAUCCACCUCAAGUCAAGGUGUAUGAGCUAAGGCAGUUGGCAUUGAAGUUUGAGAGGCACUUGGAUUCAGAGAUAAUUGACUUUCAGGUUCUGGCUGAUGACUAUUCAAAGCUAGCAUUUUUAUGUGCCGAUCGCUCUGUUUGUCUACAUGCCAAAUAUGGAAAACAUCAUUGCUUGCGGAUUCCAAGGAUGGGAAGGGGUAUGGCUUAUGAUUGCUGGUCUUGCGACUUGCUUUGUGCUUCCUCUUCUCCAGAUCUGUACAGAAUUAAUUUAGAACAGGGACGAUUCCUAUCUUCCCUUACCACACAAUCACCAGCAAUAAAUGUGGUUUCUCGAAGUAAGCUUCAUGGCCUAAUUGCAUGUGGUGGAGAGGAUGGGGCUUUAGAAUGCUUUGACAUUAGAAUGAGAUCUUCGGUGGGUAGAAUUGAUGCUGUUGCACCUACUGGUGAUAUUGACCAGGAGGUCACUUCAUUGGAGUUUGAUGGAGAUGGAGGUUUCCAAUUGGCUGUAGGAAGUAGCACAGGAAAGGUGCUGAUCUAUGACUUGCGUUCAUCUUAUCCAAUUCGAGUUAAGGAUCACAUGUAUGGGAGCCCAAUAUUGGAUAUUAAGUGGCAUCGUACUCUAAAUUCUGAACAACCAAAGCUGAUUACCACUGAUAAUCAUGUAGUUAGAAUAUGGGACCCUGAAACGGGAGAAGGCAUGACCAGCAUUGAACCGACAGCUGGCGCUAUAAAUGAUAUUUGUGUAUUUGAUGGCAGUGGGUUGAUGUUGCUGGCUUUAGACUGCAGCCAGAUGCCAUCUUACUUCGUACCUGCUCUUGGACCUGCUCCAAAGUGGUGCUCUUACCUAGAAAAUCUAACGGAAGAGCUCGAAGAGGGUGCACAAACAACCAUAUAUGAUAAUUUCAAAUUUUUGACAAAAGAAGACCUUGAGAAGUUGAAACUGACUAAUCUAAUUGGAACAAAUCUUGUACGAGCCUACAUGCAUGGGUUUUUUAUUGAUUAUCGGCUGUACAAAAAGGCAAAAGCACUGGCAGAUCCUUUUGCGUAUGAUGCUUACGUAGAACAGCGGAAGAGAGAGAAAUUUGAAAAUGAACGUGCAUCUCGAAUUACGAUUAGGAGGAAGUUACCCAAGGUUAACCGGGAUCUUGCAGCUCGUAUUCUCGAAGGUGAGGAAGCAGAAAAUGAAAAGAAAGAUGCUGAUGACAAUGAUACUAAAAAGCCAUCAAAGAAAAAGAAAGGACUUGGCAGUGAGGUACUUGAAGAUGAGCGGUUUGCGGCUAUGUUUAGAAACAAGGAAUUUGAAAUUGACGAGUCCUCAUACGACUAUCUGUCGUUACAUCCUGUGUCUUCCAACAAGCAACCGUCUCUGGUGGAGGAACAUUUUGAACGUGUAAUGGAGGAUGAAGAUCAUAGUUUAAGCGAUUCUGAUGUCUCAGCGGCAUCUCAAUCAUCAGAUGGCGAACUUGGCAGUGACAAAAGUAAAGCAAAGAAGAAAGCACAAGUUCCAAGAUUGUAUGAAGUUAAGGAUGAGCGACAUGCAGAGGCAUUCUGGAGCGAUGUAUCACUUGCAAGGGAGGACUUGCUUCCCAUUGGAGAGAGGGUAGCAGCUCUGAAAGAUGAUCGUCGGCCUUCUGGUAUCCCAAGUGACGUUAAGUUUGGACCAGGAGGAUCACGAGAGAUUUCAUUCACUUCCAGAAGCUCAGCCAGGUACAAGGAAGACGACGAGGACAAAGAACGGCAACUUGGGAAGAAAAGAGGAGUUCAGUCAUUGGGGCUUAAACCAGAUACAUCAAGAUUUGGAGGCCGAGGGAGAGGGAGAGGGAGAGGAAGAAAUCGUGGCAGAGGCAGAAGAGGCCGUUGGUAAAUGUGUCUUUCCAUUUCUUUGUGAAUUUCCUCUCACUUCAUCUGGUCUGGCUUGGUCCGGUCCACUUGAUUAUGGUGAUGAUAAGCAUUGCAAAUUUCACGAGGCAAGUAGUAGGGUGGGUGCAUCUAUGAGCUGAUUUGGUUUUGCUGUUUUUUGUUUCUUUUCAGCUCUAACUUAAGUUAUGGAAUAGUUUUUUUUUUGUUAUAUAAGGAAAGUUUUGUACUCUC
Molecule: messenger RNA, 2487 nt
Organism: Juglans regia (Persian walnut)
Lineage: Eukaryota; Viridiplantae; Streptophyta; Magnoliopsida; Fagales; Juglandaceae
Product: nucleolar protein 10
Exons: 16
Coding region: 158-2260 (700 amino acids)
Biological process (GO): maturation of SSU-rRNA from tricistronic rRNA transcript (SSU-rRNA, 5.8S rRNA, LSU-rRNA)
Cellular component (GO): nucleus; nucleolus; 90S preribosome
Molecular function (GO): protein binding
Source: RefSeq, a predicted model, not a curated record